AUGAAUGCAUCAAUAAUUACUUGGUUAAAACAACGAUGGCGUUUACUGUUAGUAAUUCUAACACCAUUGAUUUUACUUCCAUUACCUAUUAUUAUUAAUAAUCCUGCUGGUGUUUUAACUGCAGAAGUAGUGGCACCCCACUAUUUCAAAGAUAUUAUUGCACUUUUUUUCGGUAGUAUGGCAUUUGGUUAUGCUGUCGAAUCGGUUAAUCUUCAUCGUCGUAUUGCUUUAUUUGUUUUAAGUUGGGUUGGUACGGGAACUAAAUGGAUUAUGGCUGGUCUAAUGGGAGCAACAGCAUUUCUUUCAAUGUGGAUGAAUAAUACUGCAUCGACAUCGAUUAUGUUGCCUGUAGCCUUGGCUAUCGUCGAUGAACUCAAUGUCUAUAACAAAAAUUCUCUUGAUAGACGACAAAGAUUUCUUCUUGCCAUAGCUUAUUCAUCAUCUAUCGGUGGACUAUCUAGUUUAGUUGGUACUACACCCAAUAUUUAUCUUAAAGGUUUUAUAGAUAGUAAAUACAAUGGUACUAACUUUCGUAUAAACUUCCUCAAUUUUCUACUAUUUGCUUUACCGGUUGGAAUAUUAAUGCUUAUAUUCUGUUGGUUAUGGUUACAGUUGUGUUAUAACAGAAAAGAGCUAUUUCAAUGUCGACCCUCUGUUGAAACACGAAAAUCUCAAGUUAAGCUGAAGGCAUUACUAACGAAACAAUAUAGAGACCUUGGACGACCGAAAUGGAGUGAACUCAUCGUAGGUAUUAUAUUCAUUAUAUUGAUUGUUCUAUGGGUAACAAGAGAGUUUUCUGAUACAACAGGAUGGAGUAUGAUAUUUAAACGCGAUCAUAUCAGUGAUGGGACUGUAGCAAUGUUUUGUGGAAUACUUCCAUUAAUCCUACCUGAUAGCAAUCCAUUUAAUCGACGAAAUGAUUGGAAAUACGAACCAAUUGUCAAAUGGACUAGUUUAGUACAGAAUAUUUCAUGGGGUGCAAUAAUUCUCCUUGGUGCUGGUCUUUCAUUGGCCUCUGCUUUUCAAACAUCAAUGCUGUCAGAAAGCGUAGCAAAAGCUCUUGGUUUUAUCUCCAAUAUGCCACAAGCUGCAGCUAUUAUAAUCAUUGUUGUUAUCAGUGGUUUUUUCACUGAAGUGACAUCGAAUUUAAGUACGGCAACCAUCUUUUUUCCUGUACUUGAUUCUGUGGCAACUUCAAGUGGCAUACAUCCAGCUUUUCUUAUACUUCCAUGUACACUGGCUGUUUCUCUCGCCUUUAUGUUGCCCAUCGCUACACCACCAAAUGCCAUUGUUUUUGCUAGUGGUGCUAUUCGUGUCAUUGAUAUGAUCAAAACUGGAAUAGUGAUGAAUCUCAUUGGCUUUUUAGUCAUCUUUCUAGCUGCCAAUACAUGGAUGCCAAAAAUUUUUGAUCUAAAUGAUCAAACAACGGCGAUUUUUCUCAACAUGACUACUCGUACUAUUUAA
This is a messenger RNA of Adineta steineri, 1464 nucleotides long. The record is from the annotation of a GenBank genome assembly. Lineage: Eukaryota; Metazoa; Rotifera; Eurotatoria; Adinetida; Adinetidae.